Messenger RNA from Ambispora gerdemannii, 2913 nucleotides. The record is from the annotation of a GenBank genome assembly. NCBI's taxonomy places the organism in Eukaryota, Fungi, Glomeromycota, Glomeromycetes, Archaeosporales, Ambisporaceae.
AUGGAUGAUUUAAAUGAUUUGAUUUGGAGUAGUUCAAGCAGUAAACCCGCUACUACGCGUUUACAAAGCGCCACGUCGUUAAACAGUUUACGAAGUAGUAAUAAUGUCUCAGCUUCAUCUGGACUUCGAGCGUCAACUUCUACAACUGUCACAAGAGAAUCAAAUUAUUCCUCAUUACUCUCUUCAAGUCCUCCUCUUACAUCGUUUAUUCCCUUGCAACCAACUAAACCUUCUAAUUCAAGCAAUAAUACUACUAAUAACAAGAACAAAGUUUCUUCGCAAAUGAACAAUAAUAAUAGGAAUUUGUUUGAUAACCUGGUGUCUUUUAACGAUAGUAAAUCAACCUCGAAUAUUAAUAAUGCGUCUAAUAGUCUCUCAUUAAACGAGCAGCAUGAUUCAUUCGGAAAGCCAAGAUCUGUUCAAACAUCAACACCAGUAGCUAGUUUAAUAGAAAUAACGAAAAAGACUGAAAGUCAAAAGCAUGGAGAUGCCUUGUUUGGAGAUAUAUUAGAUUCUAGCAGUAAAAAUGAGAUCCCGAAAAAUCAUUCAUUGAACCAGUUGAGAUCACAGUCUUCAACGUCUCAAAGCUCUCUAUCCACGACAGAGCACCAUUGGGAUUUGGAUUUUUUAUCUGGGAAAGCGAUUCAAUCAUCACCGUCUUCAUUUAAACCCAUCGAUAAUUUGUUGGAUUUGGGCAUUGACGAAAAUAUACCAAUUUCCGCAGCGUUAUCUACAGUUAAUGUAAUUGACGACGAAGCUCAUCCUCUUGGGAUUUUGGCCGAACCUAUUAAUCGAAAAGAUUCUGAUAAUUCAUCACCUCCAAAAUCCUCGGAAAAAGCUAUUACGAACCAAUCUCAAGAAAAUUUAAUUAGUUCAACGGGGUCUCGUCCAUUAAGUUCCAAUAAUAAAGAUUCUUCAAAAGAUCAUUUAAUCGCGCAAAUUGUGGAUAUGGGAUUUACAGUUAAUCAAGCAGAAACAGCACUGGUUGCAACAGAUAGCGGACUGGAUUUAGAGGCUGCUAUCGAAAUAUUAAUUCAUCAAAAAGAAGCGGAGGAACAAGUAUUUGAUGAUCGUAAAAAUACAAAACGAUCCUCUAUUGUCUCGAGUCGACGUCGAGCAAAUACAGCAGAUUAUCGACUGCAUGAAGAUGGAGAUAGUAGCGAAGGAGGAGGGUAUAUUGCAAAUAGGCAUCAGUUGCCGAAAAAUAAGAAUCUCCAAAUCCCCAAAUCUCGAACAUACGGUAAAAGUAGCUCUGAUGGUGAAGGGAGUAGUGAUCGUUCGACUUCAUCCGUUUCUUCUUUUGCUGGUCAGGGUUUUCAUCAGCAAAAGGAAAAACUUAUAUCUUCUGCGAGUGAGUUAGGAUUAAAUGCAUUUAAAAAAGCAAGUGCAAUAUAUAAACAAUCAAGGGAAAAAGUUAAAGAGGCUUUGGAAGAUUUCCAACAAACGCCACCAGCUUCUGACGGGAGACCGAAAUGGUUACAGAACACUGAUCUAAUUGAGUCUGAUGACGAUGAUAGUGAUAAAAAUGAGAAUCCCAUAUCUUUUUCGAAUUUUAAAAAAUUUCAGGAUGUUUAUGAAGAUUCUAGCAGCGAAGAAGAUAAAAAAAAACCGCCUUUAAUUCCUAAUACUAGGCCUGGAAUUCCAUCAUCAAAAUUAACUGAGAUUGAUGAUUCAUAUGAAAAGAGUCAUAAAGUUAAUUCUUUAUCCAAAAAAUUUUCAAAACCUGAUCCACCGUCACGUUCCACAAAACCAAUUACAACAGAUUUACACGAUUCAACUUAUGCUCGACAUCAACAACUUGCUUCUCAAAAAUCUAAAAUAUUAAUUAAUACAUCAGAAGCAACUUAUGUGUCGCCUGCACGACGUCUUCCUCCGACUCCUGCAAAGGUCCCUCGAAUUCAUGCUCCAUCAUCUGCACCACCGCCAUCAAAGUCUCCAAGGCCAGUAAUAUAUGCAACACCGGAAAGUAUGCGUACUUCUGAAAUUCAUCGAGCAAAAGGCAAUGAAUUAUUUAAACUUGGUCAAUUUGGAGAAGCGGAAAAAUAUUAUUCAUUAUCUAUUGAUUCUCUCCCAUCUAAACAUCUAAAUCUUGUGCUUUUACAUAAUAAUCGUGCCGCUGCAAAGCUUAAAAACGGUGAUCAACGUGGAUGUGCACAGGAUUCUUCGUUAGCACUCAUUCUAAUUGAUGAUUUCAAUUUACCACCGCCGUCAGGUGUUGACAUUAACUUGAAAGAACAAUAUUUAAAAGCAUUGUAUAGACGAGCUUCUGCUUAUGAAGGAAUGGAAAAAUACGACGACGCAAAGAACGAUUAUGAAAAGUUGAUUAUUUCAUUUCCUGUGGAUAAUUCGAAGAACUUUAACGAUGGUCUUCGAAGAUGUCAAAAAGCUCUCAAUAUGCUAUCAAAAGGAGAUAUCAAUAAAAAUUUCGAAUCGACUUCUUUAAAUUCACAGAAUUUGUUGAGUAAUAAUAAUAAUCAUGGCUUAAAAAUAGAGUCUUCAUUUACACAAUCGCUCUCACCAAGCACUUUUGGGGCUCCUAUAAAUUCUUUUGGAUUUGUUGACCCGAGUGCCGUCCAUUCCACAACACCCUUUUCCCCGUCGUAUUCCACAAAUUCAGAAAUUAAUAAUAGUCCUGCAGUCGCAAAACUUCGUAGUCAAGCUCGACAACAAGAAAUUGAAGAUGUAGAAAAAUUAAGAUUAAAAGAUCAAGUUGAUCAAAAAAUAUUUUUAUGGAAGAGUGGCAAAGAAACAAAUUUGCGUGCAUUAAUUAGUAGCUUGGAUAUGGUACUUUGGGAUAGUCUGGGAUGGCAAAAGAUUGGAUUGCACGAAUUAGUGACGCCUUCUCAAGUAAAAGUGCGCUACAUUAAGGCUAUUGGGAAAGUGCAUCCAGAUAAAGUUUGUAUUCUCUUAUAA